AUUGUCGAUGUCUUCGUGACAAGACUUGAGCGUGAUCACUCGAGCGGUGUCAUUCAAUAUACAUCAUUGAAUAGUGCAUUUUACAAUUAUAUAUACAUCUAUAUAUAUUAUAAAUACAUAUAUUAUAACUGGGUAUAAUAUAAAACUCCAUUUUAUAUUAAACAUAAAAAGUUUUAUCACAUUAACUACGAAAUCGCUCGAAAGUGUUUGAAAAAUUGAUUAUUCAAAAAAAAAGUAACGAUCGCGUCGCGAUUCAUUUACUCGCGGUAUCGAAAAGUUUAUUAAUAACAUAAACAAUUUAUAAAGUUUUUUUUAUUUAAGCUGCAAUUGUUUUUAGGCAACGAGGGUCGUGGAAGAUCCACAAAAACAUAUAUAAAUAACACCAGCUCGGGAUUUAAUAUUAAAUCCACAAGCACAAUGCCGUCAGAUAGCAUGGAUGAUAUCGAACUAAAAAAUAUCCAACUGCAAUUUCCUGCAUUGAGAUACCUGAGCAAAGAUGAUGGUUCUGUUAGGGAGGAGAGAGUUGAUACAGACAAAGGAAGUUUAUUGGUUGCCGUUCAAGGCAAUCGUGCUAAACCUGCCAUCCUAACUUAUCAUGAUCUAGGCCUUAAUUAUAUCUCGAGCUUCCAGGCAUUCUUUAACUACAUUGAUAUGCGAGUAUUGCUUGAAAACUUUUGUGUUUAUCAUGUGAAUGCACCAGGUCAAGAGGAAGGAUCACCAACGCUACCUUUCGACUACGUUUAUCCAACGAUGGACGAAUUAGCACAGCAGCUGCUGUUUGUGCUGGGGCAUUUUGGACUUAAAUCAGUUAUUGGUUUUGGCGUGGGUGCUGGGGCCAAUAUACUCGCACGGUUCGCUUUAUCUCAUCCCAGCAAAGUUAAUGCAUUGUGUUUAAUAAAUUGCAUCUCAACGCAAGCUGGUUGGAUCGAAUGGGGAUAUCAGAAACUCAAUGUUCGUCAUCUAAGGUCACAGGGUAUGACUCAAGGUGUUCUGGAUUAUCUUAUGUGGCACCAUUUUGGCCGAGGAACUGAAGAAAGAAAUCAUGAUUUAGCUCAAGUCUACACCAACUACUUUGAACGAAAAGUCAACCCAAUGAAUCUCGCAUUACUUAUUGACAGCUAUGUGCGACGUACAGAUUUAAAUAUAGCCCGUGAAUUGGAUCCAACUCGCAAAAAGGACGGUUCAACAUUAAGUGUACCCGUAAUCAAUAUCACUGGAGCAUUAAGUCCUCAUGUUGAUGAUACUGUUACGCUUAAUGGCCGUUUGGAUCCGACCAAUAGUACAUGGAUGAAAAUAUCUGACUGUGGUAUGGUCCUUGAAGAACAGCCAGGAAAAGUGAGCGAAGCCUUUCGACUAUUUCUUCAAGGUGAAGGAUACGUGGCUCCAUUAUCACCAUUAAAAAUGGCCGAUUAUCGUUUAGCGUCACUAGAAGGACUCAAUCAUUUUUGUUCGAAAAAAUUCGACUGGCCCACCGCCACUAUUCACAUCACCGAAAAUCCCAUAUCAGAAGCAGUAGUUUGUUAAGUUAAAACUGUGAAGCGUUCAUUUUUUUAAUUAACAAAACAAAACAAAACAACAAAACAAAACCAAUAAUACGCUUUGCAAUUAUUAUUUAAUUAACAAACCAAAACAAUAAACUAAAAAUUGAUAUCACUCGUUAAUCAAGGAGGAGUUUUUAAUCAACGUAAACAAUUAAAUUAUUUAAAUAAUUCAUUUAAAUCCAGAAUUGGUUUCGUCUGUCCACAACGAUCGUUAAUUAUCAAACCAUCGAGUUAAAAAAAACGAUAUCACGAAUUAAAAAAUAUCAUUGGCCUAGGAAAAAAUUAACAGAACGAACCAUAUCUGUAUAGAACAAGUACAAUUCAUAUCUCGAAACGAAAAACAAAAAUUGUUCUCAUUUAAAUUAUUAAUUAAUUGAUUAAUAAGUUAAAUAGUUAGUUAGUUAGUUAGUUAGUUAGUUAGUUAUUAUUAAUUAUUAUUUAUAAAAAAAAAAGUUAGAAGUUAAAUUAGUUCGCGCAUUAUUUGCACUUGUUGCACUCCUGCCUAAAAAACUAACGACGGGAAUAAAAAUAGUUUAGAAAAAUAAAGUCCCGUUAAAAGUAAGUAUACAAAAUUAUAAUAAAAAUAAAAAAAAAAUAAAAAUGGUUUGGUAGGUCUCCAUUGGGUUGCCCGAUCCCCCCAAGCCUCUAGAGUGAUAUAAUAAGACGUGCCUGCAUUUAAAUACGAAUUCUUAUAAAUCUUAACAAUACGAAAAAAACAAAAAAACUAUUUAAUAAUUAUUUUAAUUUUUUAUUUUGUACUUAUAUAUUUUUAUUAAAACAAAAUAUUUAAAUCCGAUAAUAAUAAUUUUUUUUUUAUUCAUUUUUUUUUAAAUUAUUAUUAUUACUGUUAUUGUUACUGUUAUAAUUAAUUUAAACGCUCGUCCUCUAAUUGCGCUGACAUGAAUGCUGAAACAUGAUGGGUUUAGUCGCUGAACAAUAUUACAAAUGUGCAUACGUGUUUGAUCUGAAUUGUAAAAUGAUAUUUUAAAACUGUUGACAAUGCAUUAAACGAGCUAAAUGUUUAGAUAAUACAACAAAAGUAAUGAUAGUUAUAUAUGUAUAUAUAUUAUAAUAAUAUAUAUAUGUGUAUAUGAAUAAAUAUAUGUAAUUGUUUCAUCAUAAAAUGUUUUACACAGUAACCAAAUAAAGUAAUUAAAUAAUGAAUAUAAAUGUAAUGUUUAAAAUUUUAAAUAUUAAAUAUAAAUAAUAAUAAUACAUGAUACUGAAAUUAACAGACAAAUUAACAACUUUUGGAUUUUUUUUUCAACAAAUAUAUGUAAAAAAAAAAUUAAAAAUAUGCACGUGUAGAAAAAUUAAAAAACUACAAGUGCAAUUUUUUAAAAUAUUUUGUUUUUAUAAUUUAUCGUUUUAAAAAAAUUCCAAGAGUUAUUAAACGUCAGCUAACUUUAGUAUCACAAAAAUAUGAUCCUGAAGUUAACAGACAAAAAUUUUUGGAUCUUUCGUUUCAACAAAUAAAAACCAAAAAAAAAAAUUAACAAUAUGCACAGGUAGGAAAUUUAAAAAACUACAAGUGCAAUUUGUUGAAUAUUUUCUUUUUUUAUAAUUUAUCGUUUUAAAAAAAUUCCAAAAAUUUUUGAACGUCGGCUAACUUCAGUAUCAUAAAAAUACGAUCCUGAAGUUAACAGACAAUUUAAAAUUUUUGGAUUUUUUUCUCAACAUAUAAAUGACAAAAAAAAAAACUAAAAAUAUGCACAGGUAGGAAAUUUAAAAAACUAUUGGUGCAAUUUUUAAAAAAUAUUUUUUUUUAUAAUUUAACGUUUUUCAAAAAAACCAAAAAUUAUUAGAUGUCGGUUGACGUCAAUAUCAUAUUAAUAUGGUCCCAAAGUUAACAGACAUUUAGCAAUUUUUUGAUUUUUUUUAAACAAAUAAUUGACAAAAAAAAAACUAAAAAUAUGCACAGAUAGAAAAUUAAAAAAACUACUGCUGCUAUUUUUUAAAAAUAUUUUUUUUAUGAUUAUGAAUGUGGCAGACAUCAGACAAAUUUAAAACUAUAAAUAAAUAGAGUAAAUAAUUAAAAAAACAAUAUUGAUAAAAAUGCACUUAUUAAUUUCAAAAUUUUUUAAAUGUGCAUAUUUUUUAAAUUUAAUUUUAUUAACUAUUUACUCUAUUUAUUAAUAAUUUCAAAUUUUUCUGAUGUCUGCUACAGUAACAAUCAUUUUUUUUUCUUCAUAAUUUAUUGUUUUGAAAAAAAAAAAAACCGAAAAUUAUAAGACGUCAGCUAACUUCAGUAUCAUAAUAAUAAUAAUAAAUAAUGAACAAAAAAAAAUAUAUACGUAAAGUGAUGAGAUAAAUGCAGGCUACGAUAAAUCCUAUUUAAUUAAUGGUGAAAAAAAAACUGAAUUAAAUGGGGUGUCGAAAAUUGCAGCAGCUAUCACUGCUAUAAUCAUGCAUAGAAAAUUUGCGUGUUGCCUUAUCAUAUGUGAAGAAACUUCCCGAUGCAGUGUGGCAUCAUAAUAAUAAUAAUGAUAAUUGUAUUGGCUUGGCGCACCGGCGGUUAUAGAAGUUACGACAAGCACUUCUGAACAAUUUAAUAAAAAUAAUAAUAAUAAUGAUGAUGAUGAUGAUGAUGAUAAUAACAAUGUAUAUUCUCAGUGAUUACAUGAAAUGUUAAAGAAAGAUUUAUGAUAAGUAUGAAUUAAAGAUUGAGACAACGGAGAGACAAAAUAAUAAAAGUUAUUACGUUAAUUAAUGAAUAAAUUUAUUUAAAAUUAGUUAUUGUUCAUUGAGUUUUGUUGUGAGGAAUAGCAUCGGAUGGAGCUUUUUCAAUUUUAAAAAAUAAAGUCAUUGAUAUGCGUACGCACCGAUAUAUACAUCUUGUUAUUUGUAAUAAAUAAAAAGAAAUUGAAAUUA
Molecule: messenger RNA, 4412 nt
Organism: Microplitis mediator
Lineage: Eukaryota; Metazoa; Arthropoda; Insecta; Hymenoptera; Braconidae
Gene: MESK2
Product: protein NDRG3
Exons: 7
Coding region: 418-1524 (368 amino acids)
Biological process (GO): signal transduction
Cellular component (GO): cytoplasm
Source: RefSeq, a predicted model, not a curated record